AUGUCCGAUAACAAUGCCCAUCACCCUGGAGUGCGCAGCUUGUUGGCCAAGUUUGAAGGCCAAAGCCCCGUCGCCUCUCCGCCGCCUCGUGGCCGAUCUCCAGCUGCAUCAGAUUCGUCAGGGACAGGCCGGCAACUGUCCAAGGUCCGGGCGAGCUUUGUGACUGUAGACGGGGCCGUACAGUCGAAUCCUGCUUCGCCGUUGAGGAAAACAAGUGGGCGCAGCGAUAGUUCUGGAAUGUUUGGACCGAAAAUCAAUUCGGGGGAUGCGGAGUCUGGCCGGCAGACUAUGAUCUCCCCCACCCCGCUCAGUCGCCUAGACCACACGCAGAACUCGACUAUGGGACGGAUAAUGGCCGAGGGUCGACCGGAGGAAGCCACCGAAAUCAAGAGUGCACGGAAUCAAACCGUCAACGAGGGACCUGCAGCCCACACUGAGACUGAAUCUCAGUUGCGAAACAUCCAACCAAAGCAGACAGAGGAGCCCAUCUCCACGGAUUCCAAGUCUACAAGCUCCGACACUCCCUCGCAAAAGUCAAGUUCAUCAGGAGCGAUCAAGAAGAAGCCUUCUUCCGUAGGAUCUGCCCGCAGUGCAGCGAGCAAGUCUGUAUCAACUACUGCAGCUUCAGCUGGCACCAAGCCUGCUGCUCACAAGACAGCCUCCAAGCCCACAGCCCGCGAGGUGGCUAAAGAGCGUGUCAGCUCCCUGGCACACAAACCGAGUCGUGUCUCACUGAAUCCCAAGACAACAGCACGGCCAACCCGUGGCUCAGCCCUGACACAAGAUACUUCAAAGCCACCUACCGCAGGUGCAUCCAACAAGCCAGGAACCAAGUCCCCACCGAAGCCUGCCCGUGUACCUGGUUCGAUGCAAACUGCUAAGCUAGGAAGCGCAGGGGCUCCGAGUACUCGCACUACUACCGGUACAUCAGCCCUCACAAGAAAACCUUCAUCCCUCAAAAGCGCAACGGGAGGUCAAUCGCGUGCUACUACUCCGAGUACAAGCAUUCGCAGACAAGCCUCUCGCCCUUCGUUGCCUUCUCAAGCAGCUCAUGAUACAACCACUAAGCCUGUCAAUGAGGGUUUCCUUGCGAGAAUGAUGCGGCCUACUGCUAGCUCUGCGAACAAGUCCCACCCCCAGGAAAAGACUGAUGCAAAGCCUGUUACCAAGACAACAUCUCUUUCCAAGGCCCCCAGGCCAUCAACUGGAAGGGUGCCAGACCGUGGCGUCCCCCAUGCGAAGCCUAAGAGCACCGCUCUACGACCUCAAACUCAGAAAUCUCAGGGUCUGAACAAGGACCCUGUGCCACAGAAAGACGAACAUAAGGCCUCCCAAAAGAGACAGGAAAGUGAGAAGGAGAACAUCGUGAAGCCUAUCACAGCCAGCCCCAAGGAGCCUGAAACAGUGGAACCUACCCCGGUUGCGGCUGCUAGACAGCCCGAAGCUGCUCCUAAGCCAGUCAAGGAGAUCGCCUGCCCUGCCCAGGCUGAGGAGCCUACUCAAGAAGUUGCCAUUGCAUCUGUUGAGCCAAUCGAGAAGUCGAUUGAAGCGCCUGAGCCAGUCAUCGAGGAGACAUCGGCUGAAAGCUCUGACCUCGUCCCAAUCGAAGAUGCUACGGAGGUACCGGUUAAGACCGUUGAUUCCAACGGACCCAAGGCCGAGGCUGAGGUGGAUGCACCUGUCGAGGCCCUCAUUGAGACCAUCGCUGAGGAUGUUGAGGAGAACGCUGCUGAAACCACCGCCACAAGUGAAGAGACUGCCGCAGAGCCCGUGGCAAUCCCAACGGCUGGCGAUCAAGUGAACGUCGAUGAGAAGCAAGAGACGUUCAAGUCCAAACCAGAGGUGCUCGAGAGUCCGGAAUCAGCAGAGGUCCAGGCCGAGGCUGAGAAGGAAGACGAUGUGCCUGUGAAGGAGACUGUUGUGCCUGAGAUUUCGGCAGAGGCCACAGGGGAGAUUUCCACUGAGGCCAAGUCCACUGAGCCUGCUCCUGAUGCGCAGCCCGCAACUGAGACUGAGGCUGAGUCACGCAGCGUCGCCAUCGACAUUGCCACUUUGUCACUACACUAG
Molecule: messenger RNA, 2067 nt
Organism: Penicillium coprophilum
Lineage: Eukaryota; Fungi; Ascomycota; Eurotiomycetes; Eurotiales; Aspergillaceae
Exons: 1
Coding region: 1-2067 (688 amino acids)
Source: RefSeq, a predicted model, not a curated record